CGAUAAUGCACCUGUGCGAUGGGGACAACCGGAAAAAAGCUCUCCGUGAAGAAGAAGGUAGUGGUCUACACGUUGAUCCAGCAUGGCAGAUAGUUUGAAGCGGAAACUGGAGGAUUUGAGUGUAGACGAGUUCCUGGCCUCUGGCUUUGUCUCAGAUGCCGAUGGAGACUCGGAAGAAGAGGUGCCAGUUUUGCAGAAUGGAGAGAGCAAGAAAUCUACAAUAUCAAAUUCUGCAGCCCAAGACAAGGCUGAGAAAAAGGCCGGCCAGGCAUCCCAGCACAAAGAACAGCUUUCUCGCUUGAAGAGCAAAGAUCCAGAGUUCUACAAGUUUCUGGAGGAAAACGACCGAACACUGCUCAACUUUGAUGACACAGACAGCUCAGAUGAUGAGGAUGAUGAAGAUAGCAAAUACCACAUACUGCCCAGUCACCUUGAGGAUGCCAGUUCUGAUGAAGAGGCAGAGAAAUCAGCAAAGCAAUCCCAGAAAUCUGCUGGUGCCAUUAAAGUGACGGAGAAAAUGAUCGACGAGUGGAGAAUGGCUAUCAGGAAGGAACCCACGCCUCGGCUGUUUCGCGAGGUCACGCAGGCCUUCAGAGCCGCAGUGCUGACCACUAAAGGAGAACGUGAAGACUCUUGUCGCUUCCUUGUGGAAGACAGUUCAGUUUUUAAUGCCCUGGUGAUUUUCUGCAUCAGAGAGGUUUCUGUAGCUCUGCAGAAGAUGCUCAAACUCAAGGCAGAGAAGAACCAGAAAAAACUAGUGCUGCCAUCAUCCAGUUCAAAGUGGCAGAAGAAUCAGAUGGACAUCAAGACUUACCUUAAUGGCCUUGUUCAGCUCCUGUCAUGCCUGUCGGAGGCCAGCGUCAUCGUCGCUGUCCUGCGGCACGCUAACCAGAUGGUGCCGUAUUUCCUGUGUCUACCCAAGCAGUGCAGAGUCUUUCUAAAGCAACUGAUCAAGCAGUGGAGCACAGGCGAGGAGACAGUGCGGGUCCUGUCCUUCCUGGCUCUCAGCAAGAUCUGCCGGCACAAGCAGGACCUGUAUCUGAACCCCAUCCUCAAGCAAAUGUACAUCGCCUACGUGAAGAACUGCAAAUUCACUUCGCCCAGCACACUUCCCAUGAUCAACUUCAUGCAGCGGACGCUGGUGGAGAUGUACGCCAUUGAUACCCAGGUCACCUACCAGCACGGCUUCGUCUACAUCCGCCAACUGGCUGUGCACCUUAGGAAUGCCAUGACUAUGAAGAAGAAGGAAACGUACCAGGCUGUGUACAACUGGCAGUUUGUGCACUGCUUAUACUUGUGGUGUCGAGUUCUGAGCACACUGCAUCCUAGUGAGGUUUUGGGGCCCCUAAUCUACCCACUGUGCCAGGUCAUCAUUGGCUGCAUCAAGCUGGUGCCAACGUGCCGCUACCUUCCCCUGCGCCUGCACUGUGUCCGUGCCCUCAUUCUGCUGUCCGACGGCACCAAGACGUUUGUCCCUGUGCUGCCCUUUCUGCUGGAGGUCUUUCUGCUGGUGGACUUCAACAAAAAACCAGGCAGACUCACCACCAAGCCCAUCAACUUUGCAGUCAUCCUUAAGCUGAGUAAUGUCAACCUGCAGGAGAAAGCCUUUAAGGACGGCUUGAUCGAGCAGCUUUAUGACCUGUCGCUGGAGUACUUCCACUGCCAGGCCAGCUCCAUCGGCUUCCCGGAGCUCGUCCUGCCCACCGUCAUCCAGCUGAAAGCCUUUCUGAAGGAAUGCAAAGUGGCCAAUUACUGCAAGCAGAUCCGGCAGCUGCUGGAGAAGGUGCAGGAAAACUCUGCUCACAUCACUGCGCUCCGGCAAAAGGCUGCGUUUGGCGUCAGUGACUCAGCAGUCGUGGUGCAGUGGGAGCGGCAGGUGGCUGGGGAGGGCACCCCCCUCACGAGGUACUACAGCCAGUGGAAAAAGCUGCGUGAAAGGGAGAUCCAGCUUGAGAUAUCUGGGAAGGAGAGGAUGGAAGACUUGGACUUGCCUGAAAUCAAACGCAAAAAGCUGCAAGAAAGCAAACAAAAAGACAAAAAAGAGUUUAAGGAUCUUUUUGAGUCAGACAGUGACUCAGACGGGGAUGGGGUAGGACUCAAAGUCAAAGACAAAUUGAAGAAGGAGGGUGGGAGUGAUCUGAGCACAGAGGAGGAGUCAGACAUGGAAGAAGGAUCUGAGGAUGAGGAUUUGUCAGAUGAUGAUGACGAUGAUGACAGCUGUGAUGAAGCCGAGGACACGAGGCAGCAGGCUGUAUGUAAGGUGGAUUUGAAGGAGCUGGCUGCAGGAGACGAGGACAUGGUAGAAGAUCUUGAGCUGUCUGAUCAAGACUAGAUGAUUUCAGCCUCUGGACUGUUGCGGCUUGACGUUAGUAUCACAAGUGGCAGGGUGACAUAGUGACAAAUGUGCUUUCCCAGAUAAACAUAGAAUCAAGGCUUGGCCCUUCCCACCUUUCCUACUGAACUUUAUAGCCGCCAUUAGUUAUGUUUAUUAAACUCGUAUUUCUGUAUUUUUCAUGAAUGACACUUUUCAUGAAUGCGAACGAAAAUGUAAUUUCUGUUUCUGUCUGAGUUGCUGUUUACGCCAAGAACUGUUAUCCAUGUAUACAUGCGUGUUCAUUGCCAGUACAGUGAGUCAACACGUGGAUCAAUAUUAAAGUGAACAAAUAAGUCA
Paramormyrops kingsleyae is the source of this 2671-nucleotide messenger RNA. RefSeq names its product NOC2-like nucleolar associated transcriptional repressor (gene noc2l). Lineage: Eukaryota; Metazoa; Chordata; Actinopteri; Osteoglossiformes; Mormyridae. Gene Ontology annotation, molecular function: histone binding; transcription corepressor activity. Gene Ontology annotation, biological process: ribosomal large subunit biogenesis; negative regulation of transcription by RNA polymerase II. The record is from RefSeq and is a predicted model, not a curated record. Gene Ontology annotation, cellular component: nucleoplasm; Noc1p-Noc2p complex; Noc2p-Noc3p complex.